Molecule: messenger RNA, 1245 nt
Organism: Cuscuta epithymum
Lineage: Eukaryota; Viridiplantae; Streptophyta; Magnoliopsida; Solanales; Convolvulaceae
Source: the annotation of a GenBank genome assembly
UAAAUACUGAUGUAAUACGUAGCUUUACAAUAAUAAGAAUACACAUUCUUUACAUGGUAUUCAGAGCCUUGUAGAAUUCUUCUCUACAUUUUUUUUUUCUCCGUCUCCUCCUCAUGGAGAUCACACAAGCUACCACUCUUGUUCAACUCAACGCCCCAACGAACUUUCCCAUCAAGUUAUCUGCAACCAACUUUCCGGUAUGGCGCUGGCAAAUUGAAGCCACUCUCAUCGGGUUUGAUCUUCUUCCAUACAUCGAUGGUUCUCUUAUUGUUCCGUCUCAGUUCAACGAUGAUGCCAAGAAGGUUCCAAAUCCAUGCUAUUCCACGUGGUUCCGCCAGAAUCAGAUCCUUAUUAGCGCGCUUCUUGGGGGCUGCACCGAACCUGUUCAACCCCUUCUCUCGGCCGUUACCACCGCAAAGGAGGCCUGGGAUGUUCUUCUCACCAGUUAUGCAAAUGCCUCUCCCGGUCGUAUUCUUGCACUCAAAAGCAAACUCUCUCGUAAUCCCCGUGGCAACAGAUCCAUUCCGGCUUACUUGAAAGACAUGCAAGAGAUUGCCGGUGAUUUGGCAUUGGCGAAAAAUCCUGUUUCUGACACUGAUUUGCAGAUAUUUAUUCUCAAUCAGUUAGGAGAUGAUUACCGAUCUAUUAUCAGUGCACUCCGGGUACGUAAUACACCCACAUCCAUGCUUGAACUUUCAGAGAUUCUCACGGAUCAUGAACGUUUACUCAAAGAUUCUGAAGAUGAUGGACCCUCUUUUCUGCCUACCGCUAAUAUUACUCAACGUCAGCCUUCAUUUGGGUCUGCUUUAUCUGAUUUCCGCAAGCGAGAUCACCUCUCUGGGCAUCGCAGCAACUCCGGACACCGUCCGACUCAGUGAUCUCUCUCCACAAUAAGAAGGAAAAAAUUCCACAGAAGGAAAAAAUCAAGUUUCUGUGGAAUUUUUUCCUUCUUAUUUUGUUGUGAAGGACCAAAAAACCGGCACUCACAUCAUGAGGGGUAGAAAUGUCAACGGUGUUUAUUAUGCUCCCACCACUGUUGGUUCACCUACUGUCACGCCCCGGACCUACCGGACACGUCAACAACCCGCCGUACAGUACGAAUAGUCAACCGCAGUCCAACUCAUCCAUACUAUACUAGGCGUCUUGAAUAUCAUUCACAAUAGUGCAUCCAUAAACAAACAUAAUGUAAAGUAAUCAUUUAAAUCAGCGGAAACGUUUAAUGCAAGUGUUUAUGCCACACUCCGG